Molecule: messenger RNA, 3217 nt
Organism: Oncorhynchus tshawytscha (Chinook salmon)
Lineage: Eukaryota; Metazoa; Chordata; Actinopteri; Salmoniformes; Salmonidae
Product: beta-1,3-galactosyltransferase 2
Exons: 2
Coding region: 1197-2498 (433 amino acids)
Cellular component (GO): membrane
Molecular function (GO): N-acetyl-beta-D-glucosaminide beta-(1,3)-galactosyltransferase activity
Source: RefSeq, a predicted model, not a curated record
GCCUCCAUACUACAGCGGCUGAUUCUCCUCCUGCUGUAAAACAACGAAGCAGAGCCGAGAGGAGAGGACAGGAGCUGGACAGAGAGAGGGAGAGAGAAAGUAAAAGGAAGAGAGAGGGAGGAGUGUUUUCUUCCUCCAGACUCAGGAUCAUGUUCUUCUGCAGCCAUUGUCAGAAACCAUGAGUGCUCCCUCCCUCUCUGUCUCUCUCCAUCAGACUGCCUAGCAACAUGCGGGACUAGCCACAGCACUAUCAACACAGCUCUGCUGUCUCUUACUGCUUUCUUUUAGCGGAGCAUCCUGAGAAGAAGACAUGCACACCGGAGCAGAGAACGGAAAACACAAGGCAAGGUGAAGGAUUCCGUUUUAUUUUCCGACACAUUGCAAAAGGGAAGUGGGGAGAGGAAGAGAGACAGAGCGAGAGAGAGAGAGAUAGACCAUUGGAGAGAUAGGAAAAAAGAGAGGCGGGCUGUAGUGCAUAACUGAGACCAAGGAUCAAGAAGAGGAAAGGGGAGGAGGAAGAGAGGAGAGAAAGAGCUCUAAACCCGAAAGGCUUGGUGACGCAGAGGAAGAGAGGAGAUGACGGAGACUCUGGAAUGCACUGUGACAGAUGGACGGAUGUUACGCCAACAAUAAUCCAUUAGGCACAGGGUGGAAGAGUACAUUACCCCAGAUUCCAGAGAAGAGUAACAGUGAUGGUGUACCGAGUGUGCCGACAGACGGCACCAGCAAUCACACAGUCCGUCUGCCAGCUGCAGGAGGAGAUAAGAGAGGUGAUCCACUGAGGAGGUGACUCCAAUCUCUGAUCUGAAGGAGCCCAGACCUGGAGCAUGAUCCUGGGUGUGUCUGCAGAGUCAGUGAAGAGCCUGGGUCCUGCCUCCAUGGCCACAAAGUCAGCACUGUCCUAGCUCUGCCACGGGACCAAAGCAUCCCACUGCUGGCUCCGCGAGGGGCCUCAAGUAUCUCCUUGCUAGCUCUGCCAGGAGGUCUUGUACAGUACAUCCCGUAAUAGCUCUGCCAGGAGGCCUUGUACAGUACAUCCCGUACUAGCUCUGCCAGGAGGUUCACUCCCACGUGUCUGCCAGCUCAGAUAACCCUCUGGCUAUUGGCAAACACAUGUUUGACGUGAUCGAAUGUGACCGCCGCCGUGCCAUCCAGAGCAGCAGCAGCCCCCUGUUCCCUCCGCCUGCCGAUUCACCAUGCAGUGGAGACGUUGGCACUACUGCCCCAUCAAGAUGACCUGGACCGUGAAGCGCUCGCUCUUCCGGACCCACGUGGCGGGCCUCCUGUCCCUGGCCCUCCUCUUCACACUCUUCCUUUUUUUCAGCCACCAGGACUGGUUGCCGGGCCGGACCGGGCCCCGGGACAACCCCCUGGCCUACACCGUCAGGGGCUUCCGCACGGCCAGGGCCGAAGCAAACCAGAGCCUGAGUCUGCGGAGCCUGUGGAAGGAGACGGGCUAUGUGCCUCCCAAGCCCCAUCUCAACAUCAGCUCCCAGCAGGCUGAAGGUGGAGGUGGUGGAGGAGCCAUGAUGGGCGUGACGGGACUGGAGAACUCAAUGAGUGCCAACAACAGUUUACAGCAGGAAAUGGGCGUGGGAGGGAGGCUCAAUGCCCAGCCCUAUCGCUACAUCCUCAACCAGCCCUUCAAGUGCAGAGACAGAACCCCAUUCCUGGUGCUGCUUAUCGCUGCAGAGCCAGGCCAGGCAGACGCCAGGAAUGCCAUCCGGCAGACAUGGGGCAACGAGAGCGUGGCCAUGGGCCUGACCUUCGUCCGACUCUUCCUGCUGGGUUUGGGGCGUAGCUCAGACUCGUACACCCAGACAGCCAUCGAGGAGGAGAGCCGGGUCCACAAUGACAUCAUCCAGCAGGACUACCAGGACACAUACUACAACCUCACCAUCAAAACCCUGAUGGGCAUUAACUGGGUGGCCAGCCACUGCCCCCAAGCGCGCUAUGUCAUGAAGACUGACAGUGACAUGUUUGUCAACACGGAGUAUCUCAUCCAGAAGCUGCUGAAGCCAGAGCUCCCGCCCAGACAGAGCUACUUCACUGGCUAUCUGAUGAGGGGCUACGCGCCCAACCGAAACAAGGACAGCAAGUGGUACAUGCCUCCUGAGCUGUACCCUAGUGAGAGGUACCCCAUCUUCUGCUCGGGGACAGGGUAUGUGUUCUCCGGAGACAUGGCGGAGAGGAUCUACCAGGCAUCUCUGAGCAUACGGAGGCUGCACCUGGAGGACGUUUACGUUGGCAUCUGCCUGGCCAAGCUGCGCAUCGACCCCACGCCGCCGCCCAACGAGUUCCUCUUCAACCACUGGAGGGUAUCCUACUCCAGCUGUAAGUACAGCCACCUCAUCACCUCCCACCAGUUCCAGCCCAACGAACUGGUGAAAUACUGGAACCACCUGCAGAGCAACAAGCACAACGCCUGCAUCAACAUGGCCAAGGAGAAGAAUGGGAAGUAUAGACACAGGAAGUACCACGCAGAGAGACCUCAGUGAGGAUGCCUCUACUUCAUGUGGAAAGGGUAUGGACAGGACAUGGGAAGGAAGUGGACUAGAGGAAGGGCUGGGUCUUGAAAGGGCAUGUAAAAGAGAGCUCAGCACUAUACACUACCUGGGAAAGAGCACUGUGUUUUUGGUAUUGUGUACGGUCGAUUAAAACUAUUUUUUUUAUUUGAGAGAGAUGUUAUGUAUUGUAAACCUGUUGAAAACUCUUUUUAAAAAAGGGCAGUGAAGUGUUUAUGUGCAAUAUGAAGCAUGCACAACGCGAGAGAGAGAAGGCUAGUGGUUGAUGGGGUUUUGUUAUGCAACAGAUAGUUCACUUUAACUGUUGGGCCAAAUCUAUCAAAGACCUAAUUAAUGACAUAAAGAGUAUUUACAUGGGAUGGGAAAGGGGGAAAGACAGAAAUCUAUCACGUUACUAAUAACUACUACCACUACCUACAAAAAAAUGAUGAAUAUAUUUAUGAUGUGGACAUGUAAUGCUGCCCUUUUUCUCAAUGUUUACUUUACAGAAUGAUCAUCAAAUAGGAAUUAAAAGGGGUUACCUGUCAAUAUGCCAUAUAUUUGUAUUUACAACCAAGGUGAAAGCACUCAGAAUCAGAACUGUGGGAAAUGACUGAGAUUGUAUUUUCUAAAGCUUUACAUGAGUAAAUAUGGGGUCUGCACUUCAGUAAAUGUGCAAUGAAUUAAAUAACAAUUAAAUGUAUUCAAUUCUU